AUGGCCUCAGAAGUUUCUGGUCCGUCUCUACCAGAGGCUGGCGAUGUUCAUACGACGCUAAACUCAAACACAAAUACAGCUGCAGAUUCAAACAUUCCCAAGCGAAAACCUCUCCCAGCUCAACCGCAACCGCCCCUUGCGUCCGACACUUCCAUCCCCCCACCGACGAUCGCCAAAGAUGAACACACAAAGCAAGACAGAAAGGAACCUGCGGUAGAAUAUAACACUGUGAACGACAAUAAUGGAACCUCAAAAUUUGCAUUCCCGCUUUCGCUCGCUGCCCUGGAUAGACUCCGUCUAGGCCCGUUGGAAAAGUACUUGCCGUACGAUAGACGUCGACGACGAUAUAUCAUUGUUGGAGCCAUUGCGGGUAUCAUAGCUCUACUCGCCCUCAUAAUUGGACUUGCAGCGGGAUUAACUGCCGGAAAAGGCAAAACACAAAACCUCCCUCUCCCGACAUCCAACGGCGGCCCGUAUACCGGCGACAUGACCUACUACUCUCCAGCCCUCGGUGCAUGCGGCAUAACAUCCUCUGAUUCCGACAGCAUCUGCGCUGUCUCGCACACCAUCUUCGAUGCCGCUCAGACAGGCUCCGACCCCAACGCAAACCCGCUGUGCGGAUUGAAAAUCCGCCUUCGAAGAGAUCCAGAUGAUCAAACAAGUGUGGAUGUCACUGUCGUGGACCGGUGUGUGGGCUGCAAGGCUACGGAUAUUGACACGACGACGAGUGUGUUUGCGCAGUUGGCGGAUAUCGAUCAGGGACGGGUUACCAUUGACUGGGCUUGGUUGGAGAGUGAGCCGGUUAAUGUGACGGGGUCGUGA
Talaromyces rugulosus is the source of this 822-nucleotide messenger RNA. RefSeq lists its product as uncharacterized. The record is from RefSeq and is a predicted model, not a curated record. The transcript is spliced from 2 exons. Lineage: Eukaryota; Fungi; Ascomycota; Eurotiomycetes; Eurotiales; Trichocomaceae. Bases 1 to 822 code for a protein of 273 amino acids.